AAUUGCACUUCUGUGGUCCUUGCGCUUCAUAUAAUGUUCUGCCUCUGGAUAUUGUUAGCGUAUUGGUGGAAAUUGAUACAAAGAUUCAGUGAUCUCUCUGUAUUAAAGUGUGGAACGCCGCUUACGUUUUUUCACCACAUGACGGUUGUCUAUUAGUCAUCGAGAACUACCGCUGAGAGGUGUGACUCAACUUGAUUCAGGCAUGGACAACGAUCGGUACUGGAAUUUGCCGAGUUGAAGAUUAAUUUCGAAAAAACUAUCAAGACUCGAAAAAAUUUAUAGAAAAACUGUUGAUUUUGCGAAAUAUCAAAAAAUUUGUCAAGUUGAAGAGUUUUGAGAGCACCAAGAUAGCUGUCGAUAUGAGGAGAAUUUCCUAUUCAUAUGGAGACAAAACCGUUUUAGAUAUGCGGAAGGCGGAAGAGCGAGAUCUGAGCGAGCAAAUACAUAGAAACUUGCAACUUCUCAACAUAAUGUAUCCACGUAACUUCGAAUUCAAUAGUUGCUUCACUCAGGACAUGUUUCUGAGACCGAAUACUAAGGCUUUCCCAUACGUUAUGCAUUAUCUGUUUAACAUUUUGGAUCCAAUCGAGUUCAAAAAGCGUUUUUACUGGCCUUUAGACCGCACAUCGGAGAAUGCUUUUCGAACAACAACCGUACAAUAUCUCAAUCACUUAAAUGAAAAGCACAAUUUAGGCUGGGGAGAAAUAAAGGUUUUCUUAGUUGUAAUGCCAGGCGGAAUGAAAUUCAUGAAAUUACUGUCGGAUUUGAUUAACUUCGUUGUCGAUGAGGAAACCAAGAAAGUCGAGAAGUCUCUGCCUGAUAACAUUACUAAAAGAAAACUAACAUUGACGAAUGAUAAGGUCCAAGGAAUCGUCCGAAGUCACGAAAAAUUUAUGCGUGAGGCUGUGAGAUAUAAAGAAAAAGUCGAUGCUCAAAAAUCGAUUUUAAGAGAAAAUGCGAAAAUAUUAGGUGAUAAAUUAAAUGAAAUUUGCCAGCAGGUGAGCAUGACGCCGGAGCAGUUAGAUGAGGCGUUUUUGCAAAAAUUCGCUUUUACGAAUUAUAAUUUGUUCGAGAAAACCAUUAUAAGUCAAGCAAAUGAAACGGAGGCAACAGAAAAGUAUUUGGACAGAUUAUCCAGUGAAAUUGACAAGUUUCACAGUGAGAAGCACCAGUUUCCUUGCGAUAAAGACUUACUGAUGUCGUCAUAUAAAACUAUUCAAAACGAUUAUCCAGGAUUAUGUCCGAAAGGUAUUAUUACCGUGGACAAUAAAAUCCAACUGGAAUCGCUAUUCGAAGCAUUCAAUUGCAUAUUCCCUGCAUUGGAGGAGGCUUGCGGACAAUGCGAUGUAACAACAAAGAAAAUGGACAAGUAUGAAUUUGAAGUGAAUGAGGUUGCCCAGUUGCAAAACGAUGCAACGCAGCUUGAUAACGACAUUUUCAAGUUCGAAAGCAUUGUAGAUGAGAUAAAAGUUGAUUUGGAGGAUCUCACAAAGUCAGGGGAUUCUGAAAAACUGGGAAAUACUCCGAGUCGUUCGAACAUUGUUGCCGAAAAUUGUAUAAAGUCGAAGUAUCUGUUUACACCCGCUAUAUAUGUGCAAAAUGACAAUGCAUGUAAAGCUAGACUACCGCUUCUAGAAGAUAACGGUGAUAAAUCAUUUAGUUUUGCCAACCAGACUACAGUGUAUAUCCCGAAAUCUGGUCAAGCUAAGAAUAUAUCGUUUGGCGGCCACAGUUCAAAAAUUAUCGAUCCUCACACACUCUUACGAACUGUAACCAAAUCAGCUAAACGUAGAAACCAACAGCAACGCUUCAACCAAUCAAACCUUUCCUUACUCGCAUCCAAAUUUAGAGAAAACGAGAAUAUGUUUGCAAAAGAAAAGGAAAAUAUCUCGCAGACUGUCAUUGGUACCGAUUUCGAAGUAACGCCAAUUAAAAGUACGCAAAGUAAUUCAUUCAUCAAAGAAACGAUUGAUCGACACAACGUUAUUAAGGAAAAAUUUGUGGAAAAUCGCGUCAUGAAAUUAACUCCAGAGAGUCUUAUUUUUCAGAAACGACAACGAACAUCUAUUCAUGAGAUUGAUUUGAAUUCCAUAACAAAGUCGCCAUCAGGACGCUUAGAUUCUCUGAUUAGAGUCAACUUUGAGGACUUCAGUAUUCCUGAAAUUUUAGUCAAUGACUUACCUAUCACUAAAUCUGAACUUAUUGAGGAACAUGAAAUUGAGGUAAAACCGAUUGCAAUUCCGAAAAAUACUGAAAAAUCAGAUUGCACCCGUCAAAAUGGAGAUGACGAUAAAGAAAAUCAAAUUGAUAAUGUGAUGAACGAGUUUUGCGCGGAUUUUCAAAAGAAACUUGGUAUUAAUCUUGCUAAUGAGUCCAUAUCCAAUGUUAGUGAUAGUAUUCUAAAAGACAUCAGUUUUGAAACUUUUUGUUAAACACUCAUUGCUUAUUUUAAAUAAAGAUUUAUUCAAAG
Messenger RNA from Hermetia illucens (black soldier fly), 2470 nucleotides. Its product is annotated as augmin complex subunit dgt6-like. Gene Ontology annotation, cellular component: mitotic spindle microtubule; HAUS complex. Gene Ontology annotation, biological process: spindle assembly. The record is from RefSeq and is a predicted model, not a curated record. Gene Ontology annotation, molecular function: microtubule binding. NCBI's taxonomy places the organism in Eukaryota, Metazoa, Arthropoda, Insecta, Diptera, Stratiomyidae. Bases 360 to 2432 code for a protein of 690 amino acids. The transcript is spliced from 9 exons.